AUGGCAGAAGCUAGUAUUUUAAUAAGUGAAGAUGAGCUCUGCUGUUCAAUUUUAGCUUGUGGACACAGUUUCUGCAUGUCCUGCAUUAGGGAUCAGCAGCUAGGGAUCUACAGUUGUCCUCAGUGCAGAGAGACCUUUGAUACAAGGCAUGAUCUAUGCAGGAACAUGCUGGCUUGCGUAGUGGACAAAUUAAGAAAAACUGGACUACAAAGCUCUGAUCCCUGUUAUUCUAAAUCUGGAGAUGUGGAGUGUGAUAUCUGUACUAGAAUUAAAUGCAAAGCAGUCAAGUCCUGCCUGUUAUGUCUGGCAUCUUGCUGUGAAGUUCAUAUUUGACCUCACAAGGAAUCUUUUGCCCUGAUGAAGCAUACUGUGAUAGAAGCCUCUGUAAAACUACAUGAAAAAUUUGGUAAACAAAUUUUUACAUUUAAAAUUUGUCCACAGCAUGGGAAACUUCUGGAGGUAUUCUGUUGUACAGAUCAGAAAUGCAUUUGCUAUCUAUGCAUCUUGGAUGAUCACUCCAGUCAUAAUACGGUUUCGAUAGCUGAGAGGGCAGAGAAAGAGGCAAGUGUAGAGACCCAGAGCAACUACACACAGAGAAUUCUGGGGAGAAAGGGGGACUAGUCACACAAGGUGAGAGCAUUGCAGAGAUAAACUAAUAGAUUCGCUUUGACGCUUUAAUAAAAGCUAAACAACAUUUUUUCCCAUUCUGCACAAGUAGCAGUAGAGGACACUGAGAGGAUGUUUCAUGAGCUUAUCAUUGAGAAAAAAUGUUCUGAGGUGACAGACCAGAUCAGAGCUCAGGAUAAAGUUAAACUGAAUCACACCAAAGAUGACAUCAAUCACUCACAGACACAGACACAAGAUGACAUCCUAUGUAGUUACAAUGUAGUUACAUCCAACAUUGUGUUGUCUCUGUUUCAAUUUUAUUCUAGUCUUAAUCUAGUAAAGAUAAAUAUGCCACACUCGUAUGAGGAUGUAAAGAUAUUUGUCUAUAAACUUAAAGAGAAGAUUGAAAGUACCAAAUUGUAUCCCAAUUUUUCUUCUCAAAUGAACAGUCAGUAAAUAACUUCUCACAACUCCCAGAAUACCUGGCAAAACCCAUUCAUCUUUGCCACCCAUGCCAAGACUCCUGCUAAAUCCCAAACCACAUUUGCAUUUUGAUCAACACCUAUCACUCAGUCCCAAUCCAUCUUUGGUCUCACAUUAAAACCUACUACUCAACCCCAAUCCAUUUUGUCCCAAUGUGUAUUUGGAUUUUCAUCAACACCUGCCACUCCAUCCUAAUCUGUAUUUGGGUUCCCAUGAACACCUGCUACUCAAUCCCAAUCUGUAUUUGGUAUUCGAUUCUCAUCAACACCUGUCACUCAAUUCCAAUCUGUAUUUGGGUUCUCUUCAACACCUGGCACUCAAUCCUAAUGUAUAUUUGGGUUUUCAUCAACACCUGCCACUCAAUCCUAGUCUGUAUUUGGGUUCCCAUCAACACCUACCACUCAGUCCCAAUCUGUAUUUGGAUUUUCAUCAACACCUGUCACUCCAUCCUAA
Molecule: messenger RNA, 1542 nt
Organism: Pangasianodon hypophthalmus (striped catfish)
Lineage: Eukaryota; Metazoa; Chordata; Actinopteri; Siluriformes; Pangasiidae
Gene: ftr63
Product: finTRIM family, member 63
Molecular function (GO): zinc ion binding
Source: RefSeq, a predicted model, not a curated record